CACCUACAACAUCAACAGGCUUCAUCUCUUAGAUUGCUGUUUUUGCAUUGAAUAUCUGUAUUAUUUUUAUACCUCACAGCCUCUAAUUCAGUCAUCAUGGCUCGCAAGUUCUUCGUCGGCGGCAACUUCAAGAUGAACGGGUCUAUCUCGUCCAUCAAGGAGAUUGUCGAGAACCUGAACAAGGCUACUCUCGACCCCAAUGUCGAGGUCGUCAUCUCCCCCUCCGCCCUGCACCUCCUCCUCGUCCGCGAUAGCCUCCGCCAGGGAAUUGAGGUUGCCUCCCAGAACGUUUUCGACAAGCCCAAUGGCGCUUUCACCGGCGAAAUCUCCGUCUCGCAGCUGAAGGACAGCGGCAUCACCUGGACCAUCCUGGGCCACUCCGAGCGCCGCACCAUCCUCCGCGAGAGCGACGAGGUCGUAGCCCUCAAGACCAAGUACGCCACUGAGAACGGCGUUGGUGUUAUCUGGUGCUGCGGUGAGUCCCUGGAGGAGCGUGAGGCCGGCAAGACGAUCGACGUCGUCAGCAAGCAGCUCGCCGCCCUCAAGGCCCAGGUUUCUGACUGGUCCCAAAUCGUCAUCGCCUAUGAGCCCAUCUGGGCCAUUGGCACUGGCAAGGUUGCCACCACCGAGCAGGCUCAGGAGGUCCACAAGGCCAUCCGAGAGUGGCUCAAGACCAACGUUAGCGACAAGGUCGCCGACGAGACCCGUAUCCUGUACGGUGGCAGCGUCAACGAGAAGAACUGCGGCGAGCUCAGCAAGCAGGCCGACAUUGACGGCUUCCUCGUUGGCGGUGCUUCCCUCAAGCCUGCCUUUGUCGACAUCAUCAACUGCCAGAAGCAGUAAAUGGGUUCUCAUGUACAGGGAAAACAGAACUCGGUAGAAAAUAAUCAUACUGUGGGGGGAAAAGAAAAAAAAAAAGCAAUGAGGCUUCUGCAUGGAGAAUAGAAACCAUAAAAUAUACCCAAGUCUCUCCAUAUGAUUGGAUUGAUUUUACA
This is a messenger RNA of Trichoderma virens Gv29-8, 995 nucleotides long. RefSeq lists its product as uncharacterized. Gene Ontology annotation, cellular component: cytosol. Gene Ontology annotation, molecular function: triose-phosphate isomerase activity. Gene Ontology annotation, biological process: gluconeogenesis; glycerol catabolic process; glyceraldehyde-3-phosphate biosynthetic process. NCBI's taxonomy places the organism in Eukaryota, Fungi, Ascomycota, Sordariomycetes, Hypocreales, Hypocreaceae. The record is from RefSeq and is a predicted model, not a curated record. The coding region runs from base 97 to 843 and encodes 248 amino acids. The transcript is spliced from 4 exons.